CUGAGGUUUGUCUAAAACUUUGUUUAUCCUCCCUGCCCCAUGUGACCGGCCGCGUGGGCAUCUCUCGAGCUCGGAAGCCCUCCGCAAAUCACACCCACACUCGCUCUGCGCAGCCUAUUUUCUUCCCUGGGAAAAAAAAAAAAAUUCUGGGCUUUUACGGAGCUCUCUCAAAAAAAGCUAGAAAAAAAGCCAUGGCGCCUGAGCCUGAGAACGAGCUUCCGAAGCUAAAGUUGCCAUCUUGCCGCGGUUUCAGCGUCUGGGUCUCCUGCAUUUUGGAGAAUUAGUCCUAAAAAUCUAUGCUUUUUUUUUGGGGGGGUAAAAAGAUUGAGUCUUGAUUGCUGCUUCUGGGGAAAAGGAAGAUGAGAGCUUUGAGCAGCUUGAGCAUCGGGUUGACCCUAAUCUCCGGUUUCCUCCUCCUGGCUCUAGUCGCAGAGGUCUACUACUUGCUGUGGUGGAAGAAGAAGAGAACGCCCAGCCGAGAAAUCGCGGGGAACGAUUGCAAGAACCGUGAGGAGACCCUGGAUCCGCCCGCCGACGACCAAGACAAUGACCUCUUGAUGCUAUUCGGGCCACCGAGGUCCCUCUUCACCAUCAAAGAGGAGACCAACGACGACCUGGAGUCGGAGAGCAGAAAGAGCUCGAAGAGGAGGAGCUUGAGCGCCCAGAUCUUGACCCCUCUCUCUUCCCCUCCCCUCUUCUCCACCCCUCCGCUUUCCCCUUCGGAUCGCGGGCGCCCUCUGUUUGGACCCAGAACGGCUUCCCCUCCUCCAAAGUUCAGGUUUUUGAGGGACGCGGAGGAGAAACUGCACAGGAGGACGAUGAGGGAGGAGGCGAUGAGGGAGGAGGAAGAUGGGUCUUUUAUCACGAUUUUGGUCGGGAAAAACAAUUCAAGCUCUUCGCAGGUAAACCCCUUGCCUUCUCCUUCUGCUGAUAAAUCAUCAGGACGUGGGAAGCUGAUCUCGUACUUGAGCUCUAGUGAAUCGUAGAUGAGCAAAGAAAAAAAGAAAAGGCUUUGUAUUGUUGUGAUUUUUUAUUUUCGCCUCAAGUGUAUAUGGACCAAUAUGAGGUUAUUGCACUCGAACUGAUUAUGUAUUUAAGAGGGUUUAUAUUAAGGGUGUAUGUUUAGAUUAAGACUGCUGAAAAAGACUUGAUAAAAGAUUUUUUUUUUCUUC
This is a messenger RNA of Asparagus officinalis (garden asparagus), 1172 nucleotides long. RefSeq lists its product as uncharacterized. The transcript has a single exon. Bases 360 to 986 code for a protein of 208 amino acids. NCBI's taxonomy places the organism in Eukaryota, Viridiplantae, Streptophyta, Magnoliopsida, Asparagales, Asparagaceae. The record is from RefSeq and is a predicted model, not a curated record.